Molecule: messenger RNA, 1272 nt
Organism: Neospora caninum
Lineage: Eukaryota; Apicomplexa; Conoidasida; Eucoccidiorida; Sarcocystidae
Exons: 1
Coding region: 1-1272 (423 amino acids)
Source: RefSeq, a predicted model, not a curated record
AUGUUUCUAGAAACCAGAAGGGGUCGCGGACUACUCAGAGAUCCGCACGGGAGUGAACGGAGUAGGAGAGCGUUCAGUGAUGUUUCUGUCAGAUGUCGAGCCCAGCCAGAGGACAAGCGCAGCGAGACCCGUUCGAUGUGCCCGGAAAGCUCUACGGAACUUCGGAUUGACUACUCUUUUCCGAAGAGCCCGCCAUAUGACUGUGAGGCCAGCACGCCCACCGCUGCCGCAAACCUGCGGAAGUGGGCCGUUGCUCGUGGCUGCCCUCACGGCCGAGGUCGGCGCAGGAGAUCCGAGGAAAGCACCCGGGCAUGUAACAAAGAAUCGUCGUCCAGUCACAGAGUAUUUUGUGAGAGUUCAGCUAUGCCUCCCGUUUGUUCACGUUCAAGUCUCUUUCUGUGCGACAUGUACAAUCCCUCUGCUUCGUUCUCUCCAGCGACAAGGUCACAGCACAGCCGUUUGGAAUACUUCGAGGUUUUUGGCACUCCUUCUGGGUCACAAACGAGCGGCGAUACACCUAGCCGCCACCUUGUCCCAAUCCAUGAUACCAAUCUUGCUGGAGUGGAGUUCAUGCACGAUCGGUCGACAGAACAAAUACACGGGAAGCUCUUGGAUGCCGCAGAUGUUGGGAACCGUUGUAAAACACCACAGGCAUGCGUUCAAAUUGCCCUGGGGCCGUGUCAAGCAGCAUUCUCAGUUGAUGCUGACUAUGGAGGCGUAGAUCCAAGCAGGAAUCUCCAGUCGGAGGCAACAGCGGUCACACCAAACUCCCUAAACUCUGUAACCUCUGUUGUGGAGGUGUCAGACGAAGAAAGCUGCAUCAUGGACGACAGUUUCUUCUUGGCCACAUUUGGCUGGGACCCCGACCAGUUCGCAAGCGAGGACUCCCACACGUCCACAGGAGAUGUGUCAGCCGAUGGUCUCCUUUUUUGUGGUGAAAACCACGUUUUGCAUGUGCCGAUGGAGGCUCGAACUGCAAAAACUUUGGAGUCAGCGAUGGAAUAUGUACAGCAAAAGCGCUCCCCCAAGUCAAACCGAAGCUUGGCUCAUCCGGCUUCGCUCCUCAACUCCCCAGAGCUCGAUUUGUCAUCGUCCCCGGUGGUAGACACAGCCGCGAAGAAGUGUUUCUGUCGGGCUUUCAACAUGUCCCAGGAGUUCCAUGAUUUUUGUCAUGAAGACAUAUCACCACAAGGGGAAUGUGGUGGCACGCACUACGCUGCCUUGCUUUGGGAAAGAGCUAGUGUCAUGGAGGAACUGACGGGGACCUCUUGA